Molecule: messenger RNA, 4058 nt
Organism: Oreochromis niloticus (Nile tilapia)
Lineage: Eukaryota; Metazoa; Chordata; Actinopteri; Cichliformes; Cichlidae
Gene: cyfip2
Product: cytoplasmic FMR1 interacting protein 2
Exons: 26
Coding region: 219-3269 (1016 amino acids)
Biological process (GO): regulation of actin filament polymerization
Molecular function (GO): small GTPase binding
Source: RefSeq, a predicted model, not a curated record
AUUUUCUGCUCUUUGUGUGGGGUGGAUUAGCACCGGGUUGGUACUGGGCGAAACUAGAGCAUCAGUCGACAUAGAAGACGUGGAAAAAAAUAAAAUAAAAACCGAGGAAACAUUGGAUCGCCGUCGCAGACCGCGACACGGUCCGCCCGCUUUAGUUUGUCGCCGGACGGACAUGCAAUUUUCAGCCUGGGGCGUUGUUUGAGUGACACCUCGUUACCAUGACGACCCACGUGACCCUGGAGGAUGCUCUGUCCAACGUGGACCUGCUGGAGGAGCUGCCGCUCCCGGACCAGCAGCCGUGCAUUGAACCCCCUCCCUCCUCUAUUAUGUACCAGGCGAAUUUUGACACCAACUUUGAAGACAGGAAUGCUUUUGUGACUGGCAUCGCCCGUUACAUCGAGCAAGCCACAGUCCACUCCAGCAUGAAUGAGAUGCUGGAGGAAGGACAUGAAUAUGCUGUGAUGCUUUACACAUGGAGAAGCUGUUCCAGAGCCAUUCCCCAGGUGAAAUGCAACGAGCAGCCCAACAGAGUGGAGAUCUACGAGAAAACGGUGGAAGUGCUAGAGCCCGAAGUGACCAAGCUCAUGAAGUUCAUGUACUUCCAGAGGAAAGCCAUAGAACGCUUCUGUAGCGAAGUGAAGCGUCUGUGCCACGCCGAGAGGAGGAAAGACUUUGUGUCUGAGGCCUAUCUGCUCACUCUGGGCAAAUUCAUCAACAUGUUCGCAGUGCUGGACGAACUGAAGAAUAUGAAGUGUAGCGUCAAGAACGAUCACUCUGCCUACAAACGGGCAGCUCAGUUCUUGAGGAAGAUGGCUGAUCCCCAGUCCAUCCAGGAGUCUCAGAAUCUCUCCAUGUUUUUAGCGAACCACAACAGGAUCACUCAGUGCCUGCAUCAACAGUUGGAGGUGAUUCCCGGCUACGAGGAGCUUUUGGCAGACAUUGUCAACAUCUGUGUAGACUAUUACGAGAACAAAAUGUAUUUGACGCCUAGCGAGAAACACAUGCUGCUUAAGGUUAUGGGCUUUGGUCUGUACCUGAUGGAUGGGAAUGUGAGUAAUAUCUAUAAACUAGAUGCCAAAAAGAGGAUCAACCUGAGCAAGAUCGACAAGUUCUUCAAACUGCAAGUGGUGCCGCUGUUUGGAGACAUGCAGAUCGAGUUGUCACGCUACAUUGAGACGAGCGCACACUAUGAAGAAAACAAGUCCAAGUGGACGUGCACUCAGAGCAGCAUCUCUCCGCAGUACAACCUGUGCGAGCAGAUGGUGCAGAUCAGGGAUGACCACAUCCGUUUCAUCUCCGAGCUGGCGCGCUACAGCAACAGUGAAGUGGUGACCGGCUCGGGCCUGGACAGCCAGAAGUCAGACGAGGAGUACAGGGAGCUGUUCGACCUGGCUCUGAGGGGUCUGCAGCUGCUGUCUAAGUGGAGCACACACGUCAUGGAAGUUUACUCAUGGAAACUGGUACAUCCCACGGAUAAAUUCUGUAAUAAGGACUGUCCAGGCACGGCGGAGGAGUAUGAGCGAGCCACACGUUACAACUACACCAGUGAAGAGAAGUUUGCCCUGGUGGAGGUCAUUGCCAUGAUCAAAGGGCUGCAGGUUCUGAUGGGCCGAAUGGAGUCGGUGUUUAACCAGGCCAUUAGGAAUACCAUCUACGCAGCUCUGCAGGACUUUGCCCAAAUGACUCUUAGAGAACCUCUGCGUCAGGCUGUACGCAAGAAGAAGAACGUUCUCAUCAGUGUUCUCCAGGCCAUUCGAAAAACUGUCUGUGACUGGGAAGGAGCCAGGGAACCUCCAAAUGACCCCUGUCUGAGGGGUGAGAAGGACCCGAAAGGCGGUUUUGAUAUCAAGGUGCCUCGUAGAGCCGUCGGACCCUCCAGCACACAGCUGUACAUGGUACGCACCAUGCUGGAAUCCCUAAUAGCAGACAAGAGUGGAUCCAAGAAGACUCUGCGGAGCAGCCUUGAUGGACCCAUAGUCACAGCCAUAGAAGACUUCCACAAGCAGUCCUUCUUCUUCACACAUUUGCUCAACUUUAGUGAGGCCCUGCAGCAGUGCUGUGACCUGUCCCAGCUCUGGUUCAGAGAAUUCUUCCUGGAGCUCACCAUGGGCCGCAGAAUCCAGUUCCCCAUUGAGAUGUCCAUGCCGUGGAUCCUCACUGACCACAUCCUGGAGACCAAGGAGCCUUCCAUGAUGGAGUAUGUGCUGUACCCUCUAGACUUGUAUAAUGACAGUGGCUACUACGCUCUCACCAAGUUCAAGAAACAGUUCCUUUAUGAUGAAAUCGAGGCUGAGGUAAACCUCUGCUUUGAUCAGUUUGUCUACAAGCUAGCAGAUCAGAUAUUUGCCUACUACAAAGCAAUGGCUGGAAGUGUCCUCCUAGACAAGCGCUUCAGAGCUGAGUGUAAAAAUUACGGCGUAAUCAUCCCGUACCCUCCAUCAAACCGCUACGAGACGCUGCUCAAACAGAGACACGUGCAGCUGUUGGGUCGCUCGAUUGACCUGAACCGUCUGAUUACCCAGAGGAUCUCUGCAGCAAUGUACAAGUCCCUGGACCACGCCAUCAGCCGUUUUGAGAGCGAGGAUCUUACCUCUAUAGUGGAGUUGGAAUGGCUGCUGGAGGUUAACAGGCUAACCCACCGCCUCCUGUCCAAGCACAUGACGCUGGACAGCUUUGACGCCAUGUUCCGCGAGGCUAACCACAAUGUCUCCGCCCCCUACGGACGAAUCACUCUCCACGUCUUCUGGGAACUCAACUUUGAUUUCCUCCCCAACUACUGCUACAACGGGUCCACGAACCGCUUUGUACGGACGGCUAUUCCCUUCACCCAGGAGCCUCAAAGAGACAAGCCAGCCAACGUACAGCCUUACUACCUGUAUGGGUCUAAGCCUCUCAACAUCGCAUACUCCCACAUAUACAGCUCCUACAGAAACUUUGUUGGCCCGCCUCACUUCAAGACCAUCUGCCACCUCCUUGGUUACCAAGGCAUCGCUGUGGUGAUGGAGGAGCUGCUUAAGAUUGUCAAGAGCCUGUUACAGGGCACCAUACUGCAGUAUGUAAAAACCCUGAUAGAAGUCAUGCCCAAGAUCUGCCGCCUACCGCGCCACGAGUACGGCUCCCCAGGCAUCCUGGAGUUCUUCCACCACCAGCUUAAGGAUAUCAUUGAGUAUGCUGAGCUAAAGACGGAUGUCUUCCAGAGCUUAAGGGAGGUGGGAAACGCCAUCCUCUUCUGCCUGCUCAUCGAGCAAGCUCUGGUGGUAAGGAUUUAGGUCUUCCUAUUGGCUACCAGAAAAUGACAUCACGACCAAAUAUGUUUGCUCUUUUAUCUCUUGUUGGUUUGGGCUGCUGUUUUUCUGUUGUUUCUCUUUUUUUCCGUGUUAGUUUGGCACACACGCAGUUUACCUUCAAUUAGCCAUGGAAGCAAAAGCACUGAGACAUCUUUCAUUUUUAAAAAAGAACGAGGUGGAACUAAAAGAGUGUUUGAAGAGUGCAGCUAAGACAAAUGCAACAAUUUGUUGCUUUUGUUGCUCCUGCUUCACCUCUCCGACACGUUUCAUGAUAUUCAACUUGUAAGCUUUCGGUAAUCUUGCAGGAAAUCAGUGAGACAGACAAUCAAGCUGCACUGAUCACAGGAAAUGUUUUUUUACAUUGAAUCAUAACUACUUUAAAAGAUGAUCGCACAUUCCUGUGCUAAACUCGGCACUUUUGCCUCCAUGACUGUCUUUUACUUCUGGGCACUUGUAAUGCCUGAACGCUGCCCAGAUCUCACUCUUUUUUGUGUUUUACCAUUUCUGUCUGACUGCACUUACUUGUGUGUCUACUAAAAGCCUAGUUGUGUGUUGUUUGUCUCUUAAGUGUGCGUGCAUUCGAGUGUGUGUUGCAUGGCUUUUUCUUCUAGCCUGUCUCGUUUCUUUCUUUUGUUUUUUAGCCGAGGUCUCGAGGUGCUGCUUCUCUGCUCUUUGUUUGAUUUGUACCUUGUCGUCUUGACAAACAGUCACCACGACGACCGCUCUGACCGCUUGAAAUUGCCCCUUAGUCUCUAAUGGCAAAAAAAAAAA